Molecule: messenger RNA, 2720 nt
Organism: Brienomyrus brachyistius
Lineage: Eukaryota; Metazoa; Chordata; Actinopteri; Osteoglossiformes; Mormyridae
Gene: sh2d7
Product: SH2 domain containing 7
Exons: 6
Coding region: 308-1666 (452 amino acids)
Cellular component (GO): cytoplasm
Source: RefSeq, a predicted model, not a curated record
UUAAUUUCUUUUUAAUUUAUAAUUCCGUUUAUGAGAGACACCUUAAAUGCAAUUUAAUUUACAUGCAGUACAAGUCUCACAUCAUGAAGAAGAAGUAGGAACAGUGAUAGUAAAAUAUACAGACUGGAUACAGUCGGCUGCAGCAGGUGAUGUCAGGGAUGAUAACCACAGACAAUGGCAGCAUUCAGCUGUCCGUAUGCGCUGGAUGACGUCGUUUGGAAAAUAGGCAAAACAGGCAGCGUGCCGAUGAAAAAACCACCAACCGGCUCGGCAUCGCCAUUCACUCUCCGGUGAGGGAUGCAGGAAGAUGGAACGGCUCUCUCUGGGGGAGAACACGGCGACUGGGGACAGCGUUGCGAGGGAGCGGGCUCUCCGCUGGUUUACAGAGACCCAGGCCCCGCUCAUCCUCCAAGAGGGCAGCUUCCCUGUCUGGUUCCAAGGAUGCAUCGCAAGAAAGGAUGCAGAAGAUCGGCUGCGUGAUAAACACCUGGGCUGUUUUCUCAUUCGACUCAGUGACAAGGCUGUGGGAUACAUCCUCUCCUAUAAAGGCCGUGAUCGGUGUCGUCACUUUGUCAUCAACCAGACCAAGGCCGGACAGUUCCUUGUUUCGGGCGACACCGAGCGGCACAACAACCUGAUGGAUCUCAUCGAGUACUACCGGGUCAGCCCCAUCGAGCCCUUUGGAGAGUUCCUCACAUCGUCCUGCUGUGAGUCCUCCGACAGUGACAUCUACGACGUGGUCCAGUCCAACCAGAAAGAGAAAUCGACCGUCAGUGUCCAGGCCGUGAGGAGUUUUUGGGACCAGCAGGGUGGACUGGUGGCCGGGAAGCCCCCAGCCCUGCCCCCCAAAACUGCCAGGAAACUCACAGCCAGCUCCUCCCUCGACAAGACCGCUCCUCCGCAGGCAGUAACCCCAGUGCCAAGAUGGAAGUCCCCGGUCUAUAAGAGCCCCCUCCCUGACCAGAUGAUGUAUUCCAGCCUAGAGGAGACCAGACUGCAAGAAAAGGCUGAAUCCCCCCUAACUAGCAAAGGGAGCUUCAGGAAUUCAACAGAGUCCUGGAAGGGGCACAGCGCCCCCAAGUGGGAGGAUCCCUACAGCCUCACCUGGAAUUUCCCUAGAGCUGCUGAAGCACAUCUUACAAGCAGGCAGGGCAUGGUGCACUCAGAGCUGAGCCUGUCAGACUGCCGGAGCAAGUCACUUCCCAUUCUGGACGAGAGCGCUGUGCAGUGCGCCACUUCCUGCACCCCCCAGAAUCUGUCGCCGAAACCUGUCAAAAAAGCCACGUGCCACACGAUGUCUCUGGAUGCGACGGAGUGCCUCCGAGAGCCUGCUCCUUUGGCCCAGUCCAACAGCAACAGCAUGGACAAACUCUCCCAUGGCUCACUGUACCAACUGGCUGGCGCCACCCAAUGGACUCAGGCAGAAGUGCACGACGCGCCCAUAAGGCAGCAGGAGGAGAACCUGUACGCACAGGUCCCUGCCGAAGCUGGUCACGUGAUGCCUGACAAACUUUACGAGCAGAUUCCUGACUCAGGAUUAAUGGGGGUGGGCUGCACUCCCCCCUCCCACAACAACACCUACGAGACCUUGGAAAACAUAAAACAGAAAGGGGCCAAAAAGAAUGAUAAAUGGCGAAGAUUUUUCCCAGACCAUAAGAAACACUGAAGGGUGUAUGAAGAAAAGUGUCUACUUUCCCUAAAGAAGCGCAAAUUAAUCUUACGGGGUGGGAUUCCCCGAACACUCCGCCCCCCUGGCUUGACCAAAACGGAACCGUAGCUCAUGGGAACCAAUAUAUUUAAAAUUUACUUCUUACAGUAUGACAAGAAGAAAGCUUUGUUUUUUGUAAUUUUGUCUUUACAGCAUGGUGUGUGUAGUGUAUUGAUUUCAUUGUCUAAUGAAGUUAGUUUGUCAAUAUUUGUCAUUUGUUCAUUUCUGUCGCCUUAGAAAUGACAUGUUAAAAAUUGUUGUUUUAUAUAAUUUAUUCCUAUCUCUUUAAAUAUAGAGGUACUGUUUUUCAAAGGUUAUGGCAUUUUCCAACAUUUCCUGAAUGCAAGCUUGAUAUAACUGUGGUAAAAGACAUAAUGUUAUUUCUUUGAGUUUAUUAAAUAACUUAAUCCCUAGAAAAUUUUGUUCCGUUUUUGGAUUUUUGAAAUUUUUAGAAAUUUAAACGCAACAUUUACAUUUUUACAACACGCGUGCAGCUCUGCAGUAAAACAAUGGAUAUAAAACUAUAAAAUCGUCGUUUUUCAGACAUGUGCACAGUGUCCUGCUUCAACCCAAACAGCUGUAUUGCUGAAUGUCCUCGCCGUUAAUUGCAAUGGGAAGCUCUAUAAAUCAUCAGGGCAGAUGGUACUCGAAGCCGGGGAAACGGGACGGGAGUGGCGUCGGUCUCUGCCGGAAAAACCGAUUAUCAUGCCGCAACAGAGUCAGACCAUCACGGAAAGCAGUAAAAGUCCUUCCAUGCUUUUUUCUGUACGCUUCAACCUGCAGCCUUAUUGUACAAAAACCCAUCCUUUCGCUUUUUAAUGGAGCAGUGACCACGAAGUACAGAACACUUAAUCUUUUCUCAGACGCGAAGAUAUUGAACUACCAGUAAUGAAUGUGCAGCGGUUGGCAGUUAUAAUUUUAUUUGAUUUCUGCUUGUCUCCUGGAUGAUGAACGGAUUCCUCAUUUUACAGUGAAACUUUUAUUUCACUUCAAAUGAAGGCAAUUUGUAUGA